Messenger RNA from Prunus dulcis (almond), 1220 nucleotides. Its product is annotated as probable histone chaperone ASF1A. Gene Ontology annotation, cellular component: nucleus. The record is from RefSeq and is a predicted model, not a curated record. Gene Ontology annotation, biological process: DNA replication-dependent chromatin assembly. The transcript is spliced from 3 exons. Gene Ontology annotation, molecular function: histone binding. The coding region runs from base 118 to 735 and encodes 205 amino acids. NCBI's taxonomy places the organism in Eukaryota, Viridiplantae, Streptophyta, Magnoliopsida, Rosales, Rosaceae.
ACCGGUCAACCCAAAAUCCGUUCUAGGGUUUUCUUGUUCGUGGAGGAAGGAUAUCCAAUCCAGGGCUAGGAUUGGUCUAUUCGAGGAAGCACUAGAGUCUUAUUUCGAUCUGAGAAUAUGAGCGCCGUCAACCUUACAAACGUUGCCGUUCUGGACAACCCGGCCGCUUUCCUCAGCCCUUUUCAGUUCGAAAUCUCAUACGAGUGCUUGACUCCCCUCAAAGACGACUUGGAAUGGAAGCUCAUAUAUGUGGGAUCUGCUGAAGAUGAGACUUAUGACCAACUAUUGGAGAGUGUGCUUGUUGGUCCUGUCAAUGUUGGAAACUACCGUUUUGUCUUUCAGGCAGACCCUCCAGAUCCGUCAAAAAUACGCGAGGAAGAUAUCAUUGGUGUCACUGUACUGCUAUUGACAUGUUCUUAUCUGGGGCAGGAGUUUGUUAGAGUGGGGUACUAUGUGAACAAUGAUUAUGAUGAUGAACAGCUAAGGGAGGAACCUCCCUCUAAGGUGUUGGUUGAUAGGGUUCAGAGAAACAUUUUGGCUGACAAGCCUAGAGUCACAAAGUUCCCUAUUAAUUUUCAUCCCGAGAACAAUGAACAUGAGGAGCAGGCCCCUCAUUCCCCUGAUCAUGGAACUGAAACAAAGCAGCCCCCUCCUUCGCCUGAUCGUGCAACUGAAGCAAACAUUAAGGGAGAAGAACGACCCCUAUCACCUGUAUCAUCUGUCCGUGUGCAGUAGUAAAAUUUGAAGUAGCUGUAUAACAACAAAUUGUCAUAUAUGUACUUUAAAUUUUGGCAUGGUGAUCAUUUCAGGUGACAUAACUAUAUUAAAUUUCAAAGACCCCCAUUUUUGAAUAGUUUUUGUAACAUAGUCAUUAUUUGAUUGGAAUGUUUUGUGUCAUCCUUUUAUUUUUGGGAUGAUAAGAUGUGGUACAUGGGGUUAACAAUGUUUGUAUACAUUGUCUCAUAUUUGUAACUCUGGAACUUCAUUAUUCAUAAUCCUAGUGCACCUCUGUCUUAUGGAAAUGAUAUAAACAUGUAUUGGGUGGCAUGGAAUGAGGGCUCUGGAAAUGGAAUAGAAAAUGGAAUGCAAAUAUUGGCAGUCCUGGAAACGUGUGCAGUGAUAUGUUUUGCUCUCUUAACACUAGCCACCUAACCCACACAAGCUAUACUCUGGUGGUAGACGUGCUUGCUGAUAACUUCACGAUCCUUUGAGAAAAUCCU